Messenger RNA from Fraxinus pennsylvanica, 1146 nucleotides. Lineage: Eukaryota; Viridiplantae; Streptophyta; Magnoliopsida; Lamiales; Oleaceae. The record is from the annotation of a GenBank genome assembly.
AUGGGCAUGUUUCAAUCAAGUGAUCAAUUGCAAGCCAAUGCUUCUGAUCAAGGAUUUGGGAUAAAAAGAAGGUUAACAAUAGACCAUGAUGAAAAUCUUAGAAUCUAUAGUUUAAUUAAUUCAACGGGACUAUGGAUGAUAACACGGCAAGCGUUUUCACAACCUUGUCAAGUACAUGGAGUGUGUGGAAGAAAUGCGAUCUGUGUUUAUGCACUGAAACCCAAGUGCAUAUGUACCCCUGGAUUUGAAGUAAAUGAUCCAAGUGACUGGAGUGAUGGUUGUAAGCCUGCUUUCAAAGAAAACCUCUUGAAUUCACAAGUAAAAUUUGUGGAGCUUUCCCAGACAAAUUAUAUUGGGUUUGAUCUGGAUUUCCAACCAGAUUUUACACUUGAAGCUUGCCAAAAACUAUGUUUAGGAAUUCCCAUUGCAAGGCAUUUACCUACAGGACAUGAGGAAAUGGACAUAGCUAUGCAAGAAGUGAUCUUUUUAAUGACUUUACAUCUCCAGAUUUUCCUGGAAGUGAAACAAGGUGUUCCAGCUUUGGUUGAAGCUGGAUAUCGCAUCAUAUCAAAAGGGAGACACCGACUCUUAGCAAAUGAAUAUGUCGACAACAAGUCACUUGACAAACAUCUUUUCAACUCAAAUUUUCUAGGAUGGAAACAAAGAUAUGCAGUUGCAUUAGGUAUGGCCAAAGAUUCCAGAUUUUGGGCUUGCAAAACUGUCCCGGAGAGAUGGCCCUGGUUCAGAGGGACAAAAGGCUACAUGGCUCCUGAGUGGGCACUGAACCAUCGUAUCACUGCAAAGGUCAAUGUCUAUGGAUAUGGAGUUGUAGUCCUGGAGAUGAUAAAGGGAAUGAAGCUCUCAAAUUGGGCGGUAGAUAGUACAGACAACCAAGAACUUCCCCUUAAAAGUUUAUGCAAAACAGUGAAGGAAAAAGUUCAGUGUGGAAACUCCUCUUGGGUAAAGAGCAUAGUAGAUCCACGAUUGGAAGGUACGUUUAGAAGAAACCAGGCAGCUACAUUGAUUCUAAUAGCCAUUUCUUGUGUAGAGGAAUAUAGAAGCAAGAGGCCAACAAUGGCUUCAGUGGCCCAAACUCUCAUGGAAUGCGAAGAUGGAACAGAAAUCACAAUUCCAGUCAAAAUGUAA